Molecule: messenger RNA, 1752 nt
Organism: Magnusiomyces paraingens
Lineage: Eukaryota; Fungi; Ascomycota; Dipodascomycetes; Dipodascales; Dipodascaceae
Exons: 2
Coding region: 1-1752 (583 amino acids)
Biological process (GO): regulation of transcription by RNA polymerase II
Cellular component (GO): NuA4 histone acetyltransferase complex; SWI/SNF complex
Molecular function (GO): chromatin binding
Source: RefSeq, a predicted model, not a curated record
AUGAGCGCAGCUUCUCCCGCGCCCCAGAUUUAUGGCGGAGACGAAGUCUCUGCGGUCGUUCUUGACACGGGCUCCUGGACGACGCGUGCAGGCUUUGCAGGCGAAGACACGCCCAAGGCUGUAUUUAGCACGAGCUACGGACUACGCGAAGAACCCGAGGAAGAGUCCAAGGAAAAGAAAGAUGCUGAUGGAGAUACUGCUAUGGAAGAGAAACAAACAACUUCUGAGAAACGCAAACACUACUACAUUGGCGAAAACUCGCUGCACUUACCGCGUGCCAAUACUGAGAUUCAUAACCCCAUGCACGAGGGUGUUGUAAAAGAUUGGACAGCCAUGGAACAAAUUUGGGAUUACGCACUCAAUAAAUCUUUAGGUAUCGAUCCCACUGAACACCCACUGCUUGUAACAGAGCAGCCAUGGAACUCGCGUGCAAACCGUGCGUCGGCAAUGCAACUUGCCUUUGAAACAUUUUCAGUACCUGCUUUUUAUAUUGCAAAAACACCUGUUGCUGCGCUUUUUGCCAGUGGCAAAGGCACAGGUUUGGUGGUUGAUAUUGGACAUGAUGUUGUUUCAGUGACACCAGUGAUUGACGGUCUGCCGCUGUACCGGCCUGCUCGGCGGUCGCUUUACGCGUCUCGCUUUUUGUCAUUCGAACUUCAAAAUAUGCUCGAAACUCGCUACACGAGUUUCCCAGAUACCGCAUACGGACACAUUCCAACAGCUCUUAAAAGGCCACGUUAUAUGAUUUCCGCACGCAAAGUUCCCCUGCCAGUCAAUACCGCACCACCUGCAGGUGCUGUGAUUCUGCGAAACUUCCCCAACGUUUAUACCCCUGGGCCUGGUGUACCUACUGAGUCGUUUAGAGAUUUGGAGGUGGAAACACGCAUUGUGGAGGAAUACAAGCACACCAUGUGUCAGGUUGCAGAUACGCCAUUCAAGAAAGACAAUAAGGAGCUCGUUGACAGCGUUCCUGCACGGGUCUUUGAGUUCCCCGAUGGAUCGAACUUUGAGUUUGGGGCUCUUGAAAGAGUGGCUAUUACUGAAGCCCUUUUCAAUCCCAAGGCUGAUGAAUUUAAAAUGGAUAGAUUCCCUGUGCCUUCGAAAACAGAAGAACCGAUAGCAGAGGCAGCAGCAGCGGCGGCAGCGGUAGCGGCAGCAGCAGCAGCAGCAGCAGCAUCAACUACAAAAGAUAAAAAGGCAGAUGCAAAGGAACCCCACGAGUCAACAGCUGACCAGAAACCUGCAGAGCCAGCAGCCAAUGGCGCUUCUAAAGAACAAACUGCUGGUCAAGCGUCCGGUGCAACCAAUGGAGCUGCCAGUACUGGUACUGCUACCGGGACCACUGCUCCCGCAGCACCACCGGUACCUCCUCCCACUCCAGCAUACAUGUUGAACGAUGUUCGCCCGAUUCCACCGUUUAGUCGCACACUUGGUCUUUCGGACCUAAUUGUGUCUGCAAUUAAUGCGUGCGAUGUGGAUAUUCGACCGAAUCUUGCAAACAACAUUGUAAUCACAGGAGGUGGAUCAUUACUUCAGGGCUUGACGGACCGGGUAAACCAGGACCUGUCUCACGCGCUGGCCGGACUCAAGAUUCGAAUCUAUGCACCGGGCCACGUUACCGAACGGUCAUGUGCUGCAUGGGUCGGCGGUUCAAUUCUGGCGUCGCUAGGGACGUUCCACCAGCUGUGGGUGUCUAAGCGGGAAUACGAAGAAGUUGGACCUGACAAGCUUCUUGACCGUCGGUUUAGAUGA